Paramormyrops kingsleyae is the source of this 5179-nucleotide messenger RNA. The record is from RefSeq and is a predicted model, not a curated record. Lineage: Eukaryota; Metazoa; Chordata; Actinopteri; Osteoglossiformes; Mormyridae.
GACGCAUAAGAGGAGCUGCUUACCAUCCACCAAGGAAUCACAUUUCACCUUCAAUACUUCAGUGACUAAGCAGAAAACAUCCUGCUGUCUCCAAAGGCUUCAUUCUCCUUUGCCUAUGCCUGUAGAUCUUGCUGUGAUGGGUUAUCAGAACUAAGCCUGCGCAAAUGGCCCAUCUGCCCCGUAUCCUCCUGAGAACAGGGAUUUCUGAGGUUCUUUGACCCAGUUCCUCUAACAGAGGCAGGAAGGGGAAUCGGUACCCCAGCUGUACAUAGGAAGUGGGCAUCUUUUAGCUUAUCAGAAGCUUAAUGGUAUUUCAGUGAUUAUGAAUAUAACGUUCAUGUAAACAGAAAUCAUUCCAGUAUACCUGGAUCUAAAUGUAUUCUUUCAGAACAAUGUUAAUGUAAAUAUGUUAAUUAACACAUAUCUUGCAUGAGUAUUAAAAAUGAUUAAUCGGUGAUAUGAUUAACCAAGCCCUGUAGUCCCAAAUGAAGUACAGAGUAUACAUGUAUGUGUACUGUACAGGUAUGUAACACUUCCUUACUAAGGCAGCAAAUCAGGCCAGGGUCUGUUCGUACGUGAUUCCUAGUGGAAUGGCGAGUAAACAGUCGGGACAGAGAGAAGGGAGACAGACAUUUCAACUGAAGUGAUGUUCCAUUCUUCUCUGUCUGGGGCUCAGCUAGCAGCAUCCAACUAGCCCUACAUCUGUGAGGGUACAGGGACAUCUCUCAUGCCAAAAUAUCCACCUAAGGAUGGCUUCACCCCACCCUGCUGUCAUCUGCCACCUGAUAGCCUGAUGAAAGACGAGCAUUGGAACAACUCAAUCUUGGCCUAAGACCUUCAUUCCAGACUAUUUUUAAUUCCUUCCUUAUUAUGGAAAGUCUUGUGUAAUCCUGAAAUGGUUGUAUGGGCUUCAGGCAGCGAUAGGUGCUGAAUGUCAGGAUAAUUCAUCGCAUCUGCAUGGUUGACAGUCUGCCACAGUGGUGGAGACUAUCUAAUGGGUGACUAAGUGGACCAUAAACAUGAAUAUCCACACUUGUGUUCGGCACUCUGUCUGACUGAGGUAGCCUUAUAAAUGAAAAAUGAAUGACUCUGCAGCAAUGCACCAUUUCUUUGCAGUGUUUCCACCGUGACCUGAAAAAAAGGUCAUUAACCUCACAGGUGACAAUGGAUUUUAGUGCUCCAGUAAGGAAUUAUACCGACAAAAUGACAAAUACAAAUUCCUGGCAGAAACCCAUGUCACAUAUCUGCUUGGCCAUUGUGUACAACUAUAUGUCUAGCUGGAUUGGAGGGACUCACUGUAACAUACGGCAGUGUCUCUUAUUACGUGGAAAUAGCCAUAAUUAGUGAAUCAACCAGACAAAUAGCCAGGAAGUCGAAGACAAAUUAUCACUGGCUUUUUGAAAGCUCAUGCGGCACACACAUAAGAGCAUAAUCACCAGUGAGACUUUAUCACCUGUUUUCAGCAAACAAGUUUGUGUUUUGUACUAAGCCUUGCUUUAACCUGUUUGCUGAAUUCAGGUCGGAAGUGGGUUGUUAUGUUUUCAGUCAAGUCAUGAAGAAAUUGAAGCAGAACGUACAGAUAUACAAUAAGGGCCUUUUUCUGAUCACUGUGCUGAGAAGGUGUUUUGCAUGAUUUGUAUUGUCAGUACUGUGUAUUUAUUCCAUUUUUGCCCCUUAGGUGCUUACCAGGAUUCAGUGGGAAUCGAUGUCAAGACAUUGUGCCCAUGAAAGUCAUGAACCAAAAACAAGCAGAGGAGCUGUACCAGAAGCGUGUGUUAACCAUAACAGGAAUCUGCAUCGCUCUUCUUGUAGUCGGCAUCAUGUGUGUCGUCGCCUACUGCAAAACAAAGAAGCAAAGGAAGAAGCUGCAGGAUCGGCUGAGGCAGAGUGUGCGGAAUGAACGGAGCGCCAUGCCCGGCAUGGCCAAUGGCCCACAGAUGCACAGCCAGGCACCCGAGAGCAUUCAGCUGGCUAACCAAUAUGCCUCAAAAAACCCCAUUCCAGCAGAACAUACCAUCGAGAAGGAGACGUCCUUUUCUGCGAGCCAGUACACCUCCUCAGCACAGAACUCCACUGCUGUGACUCAUAGCUGCAGCCAGAGCUGGAGCAAUGGGCGUGGCGAAGGCGUCCUCUCAGACAGCCGGUCCGGCCCAGUGGCCUCCUCCAUGGAGAACAGCCGGAACAUCACCCCUGGAAGCCGCCGAGGACGGCUGAACGCAACCGGCUGUGCCCGUGACCUGAACGUGGCCUAUCUAAAUAACCCCAGAGAGACUCCCGACUCCUAUAAGGACUCUCCAUACAGUGAAAGGUAUGUUUCAGCCAUGACAACCCCAACUCGUAUAUCUCCAGUGGAGCUGCCUUGCCCAGCAUCCCCAAAAUCGCCCCCCUCUGAAAUGUCCGCACCCCUGUCAAGUCUGGCCAUGUCAGUCCCCUCAGUCGCUGUCAGCCCUCAAGGGGAAGAGGAAUGUCCCCUGCUGUUCACCACUCCCCCUCGGUUACGGGAUAAACAGCGUCAGGACCACGCCUACUCCAAUGGCAACCAAUACCAACGCAGUUCUGCCCACUACAACCACGGUCUCGAGGCUAACAGCACUCCGCCCAGCCCCCAGAGGACAGCGGAGGACGACGAUUACGAGACGACACCAGAAUACGAGACGACCGUGCCUCAGGCUUCAAAGAAGGUCACCGGCAGCCGCAGGGCCUCGAGAGCCAAGGUCAAUGGCCACGUGGCCCACAAGCCAGAGUCCAAAAGUGACAGCAGCUCUGAGAGCAGCAGCUCGGAGAGCGAAACUGAAGAUGAGCGAGUUGGUGAGGACACGCCCUUCCUCAGCAUACAAAACCCACUGGCUGUCAGCCUCGAGUCGGCCACUUCCUGUAGGCCUAGCGACAGCAGCAGGACUAACCCGGCGCUCCGGCUGUCUGCCCAAGAGGAUCUGCAAGCCAGGUUAUCGAGUGUAAUAGUGAAUCAAGAUCCCAUUGCUGUAUAAAGUGAAAAUAAUAUUUACCGAAAAAAAAAAGAAAAAAAAAAAAACUUAGGUCCAAAAUAAAGAUCAGAGUCACCACAAAACCUUUAUUUUAUAUAAAUUAAGUAUUUGAGGGAAAUAAUUUAAAGAUAAUAAAACUUUUAUUUUAGCGAAGUAGUAGUGAAUAAAGUCUUUUAUAAAUUAAAAAAAUGUGUGCAAAAUGUGUUCGUGUCAUGGAAGAAAGUGCCAUACACUCGUAUGUAGCGAAGGUCACAGUAUUUCAAUGGAGAAAUUAUCAAUGGUGCCUUUGUUUUCAGUUCUGUGAAAAUUAAAAUUAACUGCAUUAUGACACUGGGCCAUAUAUUCAAGAACUUCAUCAAGCAAAAGAUUUCCUUUAUUUAAUGUGACGUGACAUUCAGCCAGCAAAAUUAAUUUAGCUUCACAAUGACCACAUAGAGGUUAUAUCCAUAGCUGUAUAAUAACCAUAAUUAUUGACAAUAUUUUUGAUUUAUGUUAAUGCAAAAAAAACCAUAAGGAGUAGCAAAUUAUAGGGCAUGUGCAGGUGUAAAAAGCAUUUUCACAGAAUACUGAAGAAGAGCAAAACAUAUAUAUUUAAGAAAUAAAGAGAAGAGCAUUAGACACAAAUGUGCAAUAAGGCUUAGUGUGUUCUCCGUCACAUCAAACAUCAACACUAAUUGUCGAGCUUCUAUGCAAUUUUUAUGAUCACUCAAGGUAAAAAAGAAAACUUACUGAACAGGAGAGUAAGUAACGGAAUAGCAUGUGAAUAGUGUACGUAACUGCAAAUUAGCGACGACCCAAUGGCACACAAGCCAAUUAAUCGCAAGACGUUAAAUUGCUUUGUUUAACAUGAUGAUCCUCUUAAAUAUCAAAGAAUGUAUCAUGCAAACUAUUUCAGUCAGUUUACAUUAAGGCUGUAAAUCAUAAUUAUUAUUUUUUUUCAAUUGACCCAUAAUUUUAAUUGGCAUCACGUAAUUAAUGUGAUUUUUUUGUCUCUGUCAUUUUUAUCAUUUAAUGGGUUUUUUUUUUUAGUACAAUAUCGUUUUGAAUAUGUAUGAUGCUUUGAAUAUAUGGCUCAACUACAAAGUGUUGCCACACAUCUAUUGGCCAUUAAUGCAUUCUGGGAAUUAUUACCGCACCAUUUAUUUAAAAUGUAUAUGUAGAUAAGAAAAAACUGUUUUUUUUUCUUUUUUUAGAAGUUUAUUGCCAUAAAAUUUAAAUAUUAUGUUUGCAUUGUUUAACAUCAUGUGAAAUAUUACAUUAUUCAAAGUGUUACUUUGUAUUUUUUAUUCUUUUGUUCUUUGCAAUAGCUUUAUAUGUAUAAAUUGUAUUCUGUAUAAUAUGUUACUUUUUAAUACUAUAACCUUUUUGUUACAUUCUGAAGUUAGGUUCAACAUUCAGUACACAGCCCAUGUUGUAUGGAGUGAUCCUACAUACACGGACCAAUGUUGCCCCCUGUACAGAAACACCAUGGUUCCUCGAAAAGAAAUAAAUGAAUAGAACUAAAUUACAUAUUUGUCUUUGGCUAUGUAACUCUUUAGGCUUGAGGACACUGCAGUGUUUUGUCUGUUUUUGUUUGUGUAUUUCUUUUUUUUUUGCAGACCAGCUUAUCACUUGUCCAGUGUACACAGGCCCUUCAGGACAGCAGAAAGGUGUUACCAAAAACUUAGCUUUGAUCAAUUCUAAUAUACUCUUCGUAAAGCAGGUCCACUGAAGAAACGUUAUUUAUAUAUUAUUUAUUUAUUUAUUUGUGUAUUUAUUUGUUUAUUUGGGCCUUGUCUAACCAGAUGAUUAGAGAUUCUAUAUUUUAUUCAGCGUUAUUUUCUGAACAUCUGAUUUUUUUUUUUUUAGUUUGCAUUGUGGUUUGCAAUUCCUUCACAUUUUUUUCUAUAUGGAAUUUUUCCCAUAUUUUUCCCAUUGAUAAUAUUCUGUUAAUAAAUAUAAUUAAGAUGCACAUUCUUCAUACUUUUUAUUUUGUAUUUUGGGUCUGACCAUUAGUGUUCAGCUGUAUGACUAGAAAAAAUGCCUGAGUCUGCGACAAUUUUGCAUGUCCACAAGUCAGCUUUGAGUUGCACAAGAGGAAUGCGUGCAUGAUCAAGGAUGACGAAAUGAUCCAUCAGUAUGAUGACGGCUAUGUUAACAACCGGGAGUCUUCCUGUCCCGCUCUGCAUCCUCAUUAAAGAUGUGCCUCUUCCAGA